AUGAGAACUAGAGUUCGUCCACAUGACAGCGGUGCCAAGAAGAUCAGAGAAAACAUCUACAAAAGAGAUGUUUUUGGAAGAACAGUACUUCAUGUUGCUGUUCUCUGCAAUCAACCCGACCUUCUAGGUCAAGUUUUGCGGUAUCCGGAGGCAAAACUGAUUCUUUUGGCUACUGACUGUGAAAAUGGAUGGAACCUACUUCACUACAUCUUGUAUCAUAAGCGGAUUCGAUGUCUUGUUGUGCUUUUAGACUAUUUGAAGAGAAAUUCAAUUAAUAACCACUCGACCAUUCUCGAGCUUCUCAAGAAGAAGGAUCGCUGCGGCACACCUCCCAUCUUCUUGCUACAGAACGAUAUCAAAGAUUUCGUGUGGUUGCCAAUCUAUGUGAACGAGAAAAGCGAAUAUCACCUUGAAAAACGCUUUCCUGAUAAUAGGCAAGAGAAUUCAAGUCCAAGAAAGAGAAGAUCGUGGCAAAUUGACCAUCUUAUGUGGAAUGAACAGAGAGGAGGCUCAGAUAUAUAUGUGAUGGGGUCUAAUGUCAAUCAUUCAUUGGGAGUGGUCGGUUCAGCUGGUACCUCUGCUCCGGUGAAGCUCCCUCACUGUGCUUUUCGAGAACCAAGUCUAGGCUUACAACUGUUUCUACGCAAGACUCGGUUCAAGGAUGUAAAGAUCUCAAAGUACCAUUCUGUACUCUUGACUACUGAUGGGCGGAUAUUUACUUGUGGCCUAGCAUCCAUGGGAAGGCUAGGGACUGGAAUAUCGAGGGACAACUAUCAAUUUACAAAAGUGGAUUUGUUUGAGAAGGAAAAGAAAGAGGUAUCUCUCUUUGCCAUUUCAACGGGACACAACUUGGCGUUGACUUCUUCGAAUGAGGUUUACUCUUGGGGCCUGAAUGAGUAUUGUCAGUUGGGAUUCUUGUCAUCUGAGGUGGCCUUCUCUAAAAAAGGUACGAGAGAUUUCGAGGGAAUCCCAUCUCCAGUCGUGAAUGGAGACUUACGUAAAGUCAAUCGACCAAUUAUUGGGUUGGCUGCGAGCAAAAUCCACUCUAUCGUAUACACCUCAGACUCAAUAUUCACGUGGGGUCUUAAUAUUGGGCAAAUGGGCUUCCCCCCGGACAAUUCUCAUCAACAAAGCUGUAACUUAAACGGAGUCGUGUACAAGGGAAAGAUAGUGAAUCAACCAAGGGCUAUCGCUUUUAAGGAACGAAUUAAACUCGUCACAACUUGUGAAACUGCUACUUGUGUUGUCACUGAAGCCAACGACCUUUUCGUCUUUAUCCUGAAUCAUCGAUUCAAACUACCCAAAUUACCAUUGAGAUCUGGCAAUGACGCCUUUGACAUUUACAAACCAUCCCGAUUGACGAGUGCACCUGUUGUUCAAAAAGUUGUUAUGAGAGCGCCAGAGAAUGUAAUCAUACUUCUUGAAAGUGGUGAUGUAUUGACCUUCUCCAUCAAUACCAAUAUUGAUUCCAAAGCUGCAAAAAAUCUCAACUAUUCCUAUUUGUGGAGAGCUUACGAUACACAUCUCCGAGCCGUUGAUAUCGAUGGCUCUUAUGAUGGCUCCAUCGUACUUUGCACGAGAGACGGCUCUGUUUUCAGGAAGGAAAUACACCCAGGACUGAGUAGCAUGAAACUGUCAGUUAUGCCUUCAUUAAUCGCCAUUAAGAAUAAGUACAAAAAAGUCGAGGGUGUGAACAAGGUAGUUCGAGUGACUUGUGACGAACUCUUCACCUCAUUUGGUUUUGUGAGAGAUGAAGUUGAUAUGCUCCCUUUGAAACUCCAAAAGAACGAUUUUAGGAAGGAUUUGGCUUACUUGAGCAUCAUGAAUGAGGCAGACGCAUACCGCAAACAGGAUCAGUUGUUAGAUUCUGAUCAUCAUUUGAACUGUUACGUAACUGAUUACCUGAUUCCCAUGCUCCCCAAAGCUAAGGGUAAUCUGUUGCUCGAUCAAAAAUAUGAGCAUGAUGACGUGGAUGAUCCUCGUCGUGAUGACAUAAAUGAUAACUUCAAGAAAUAUUACAACUCGAAGCAUUUGUUUUCGUCCUCGAGACAUCCCAGUUUGGAGCAAGCAUAUCAGUCUGUGGAUGAUGAUGAUGAAUUUUCAAGUCUUUACAAAUUACUUGAUUCAGAGGCCAUUCUUCGAACAUUUUUGAAGACCGAGAGCUUCACCGAAAAAAUGUACGAUUCUUUCAUUGAGUUCAAUGGAGAUGCAGAUCUCAGAGUUGGAUUUCAUAGAAAAAUUCUCAAAUGCCGUUCGGAGUUUUUCCACAGAAUCAGCCGUCAAGAUAGCUCAUCUGAGUACUUCAUUCAUGAUUUCAUCAAGGGAUAUUAUGAUACAGGCAGAAACGUCUUGGUUUUUGAAACUGACGUUGAUUUACGGGCUACCCUUAUAUUCCUACACUUCAUUUACACAAAUCGUGUUAUUAAGUUUUGGGAUGCAUAUCCAUCUGGCCUGGCGUGUCCGACAUCGAUAAAACGAACCAAAGAACACUUUCGCUUCCUAAUGGAUCUUUUUCGAAUGGACGAAUAUUAUGGAAAAGACGAGCAGUUCAUCGAACUGUUUCGAGAAUGUACCAUGACGGAAUCGUCCGGCGAUCUCAGCAUACUCCUACAUGAUGGGCAAGUCCGUUGCGACUCCUAUUUUCUAGCGGCACGAUCGGCUUUUUUUGAAACGUUUUUAUCUGAAAGAUGGGACUCGCUUAGUGAGGGAAAUGGAAGUUUCGAAGAAGAGGAUGCGAAGUUUAUCAACCUCGAGGGAAUAAGUAAGACACAAUUCGAGGUAAUCUUGCGUCACAUCUAUGGAUGUAAUGACCUCAACGUUUUUGACGGUGUUCUUUCGCUUUUCAUAGGUGAUCAGGACAGCGACGAUUUUAUCAAUUUCUUGCUUGAUAUGAUCGAGAUCACGGAUCAACUACUAUUAUUACAGCUUAAGCAUUUGUGCGAGCUUGCGAUCAAGGACAUGAUCACAGUUGAUAACGCAUUAAUAUUGUUACAACAUGCUCACCACCUUUCUGCGUCUACUUUAUUUAAGUGCUGUUCCUGGAUUGUUUUUAACAAUCUCGAGAUUGUGAUUUUUGACGGGACACUCACCGAGCUUGAUACUGGGCUCUUAAGUGAAUUGGAACGAGAGCUCAAGUACUUACAACUUUUGAAAGACAGAGAAUUCGUGGUGGGUGAAUCAGGAGAGCUCAAUAAGUGUUUGUUACGCACAACAGAUGGACCCCAGGUAAGUGUUGAUGCUAUCAUGGAGUUUGGAGAUGAGUUUAACGAUUACUUUUUGACUUCUGACCUGAAAUUCCAACCUAUUUUUGACCAUAAGCCUGAGUCGUUGGAUCCAAGUGACGAGAAGAAGCAUAGAUCGUCCUCGAGAAGACACUCAAGGAAAGAAAGCAUGACUGAGUUACGAAAGGAGAUGGAAGCCAUUGGGUUGAACUCACGGCAGAAGUCUGAAGAUACAUCUGCAGUUGCAGAAGAUUCGGUUGAAGAGAAAGAGUUUGAAGUUGUCACGUCAAGAAGACGACAAAAGUCUAGGGGUUCAGUAACUGAAAUGAGUGAUUCAAGCAGGGAUAACAGCGUCAAUGGCUCAAAGUCUGUCAGUGCUAGUCCUCCUAUAUCUGUGCCUACAAAUGUAGAGCCUGUCAAUGACAGAUCUCAACUAGUAUGCUAUAGUCCGAGUGCUGCCCUCGGGCCUGUGCUUGGGGAUCUGAAGCAGCAAGGAUCAAAGCAAAAGACGAAGAUCAAGUUCACUGCCCCGAAGCCCUCACAGAAAGAAAGGAGGAGAGGUGAUCAGGCUUUGCUUGGUAAGUCAGAUGAAAAAACAACUGCAGCUAAUACCAAUGUUGCGCUGAAGAAUCCUUGGAAACCCAUUAGUACGCCACCACCUCGAGGGACUGACAGCCGGAGUAUUCAAAACUUACCGGUGCUUGGCAGCACAGUCGAGUCCUUCAGCCGCUCGAGUAGCUCAAUGACAGCCAUCAUGCUUGAAGAGGCGUUGAAUAAUGAAAACAAGAAGAAUGCAGAGAGCGAGAGAAGAUCCUUGCAGGAUAUCCAGCGAGAACAAGAGUUUGCGAAGUGGUGGGAAGAAGAGUCUCGACGCGUUCAGAAUGAGAUGAAAAUUCUGACCACACUGCGUGGGUCUACCUCUAAAGGCAGUGGCAGUAGAGGUGGCGGCAGAAGACGUGGCUCUCGCCAAAACGAACUGAAAAAGAAGAUCGCCACAUCAUGA
This is a messenger RNA of Candidozyma auris, 4224 nucleotides long. RefSeq lists its product as uncharacterized. Lineage: Eukaryota; Fungi; Ascomycota; Pichiomycetes; Serinales; Metschnikowiaceae. The transcript has a single exon. Gene Ontology annotation, molecular function: protein binding. The record is from RefSeq and is a predicted model, not a curated record. The coding region runs from base 1 to 4224 and encodes 1407 amino acids.